This is a messenger RNA of Neopsephotus bourkii (Bourke's parrot), 3275 nucleotides long. RefSeq names its product tetraspanin 12 (gene TSPAN12). The transcript has 7 exons. The coding region runs from base 1867 to 2715 and encodes 282 amino acids. The record is from RefSeq and is a predicted model, not a curated record. Gene Ontology annotation, cellular component: membrane. NCBI's taxonomy places the organism in Eukaryota, Metazoa, Chordata, Aves, Psittaciformes, Psittacidae.
AGGUUUUUGGGGAGGUUGUUACUGUUUCUGCAUACUGAGCACAUGGGCUGCGUUGUAUGGCUGGUGUUAGUGUAGUUCCUGUGCUGCUGACUGAAGAUCUGCCUCUGCCAUAGGUGGUGUGAAGUGGUGUAUGCCUGGUGCCUCCUUGAUGUCAGCUGGCACUUGAGGAUGCUUAGCACUUAUACAGUGCAGCACAUAUGCAUAUUGAGUCAUAAGUGGGAGGUUGUGGAGGCCAGGCACAUGUUGUGUUCUUGUGAUUCCGCUGUGGCUUUGGAGCAGGAGAACAAGUCAUUUGAUGGGUGUUUGUGCUUGAUAAUCUUUUGUCACUAAACUAAACAUCAGUCAUGAUUACGCAGGACUAUCUGGUGUUGCAAAUGCAUCUUUAACCCUGCAAGGUGCUUCUGCCCAAAGGCUCACUUCUGCUGAUUGGAAGGGACGUGACUUUUUUCCCCAGCACUUCGCGUUUGCUAGCAAAGAGCUACCAAGCACUUGCCAAAUUAUGUGCUGUAAAAUGUACCUUUUGUCAUCAACCUCUUGCAGAAUUACUUUUUCGAGAUCAAGGUUUGCUCUUCUCUGUGCCCCUUCAUUCAAGAGGAGCUUCUUGAAUAUUUGCCUGUUCUUUGAGUUAUGUCUUUAUGCUGCUCCGCUUUGAUAAGUGUUACUGACUUUCUUGCUCAUGAAUCCAGUGUGUCACAGCACUCUGGCUUUCAGGUCACUUGGAGUAAUAAUUUAUUUUGGACUUUCUUCAAAAUAAGAUGCCAGAGGUGCUUCCCAAGGAAUUUGUUUGGCAAGAUGGUGUUGCUCAGUUAGUCUGUGUCUAACAUUUGUGCAGCAGUGAAGUAAGGCAUUGUGCAUGUACGUUUUCAGAGUAACGAUGGACUAGCUCUUGCAUUGAUACUGUAUGUGUAUUGUGAGUGUAGCAGAAGUCAGUAACACCUGAAGGAGUUAAUGAUGAUGAGAGCGUUCAGGGCACAGGGCAGGUGAGCAGGUGAGCUGCAACGUGGUUAUCACUGGGGUUAUGGGGGAAUUUUCUUGCAUGUAAUUUACGUCCAGCAAGAUACAGUAGUAAUUGGCUGUUAGCUAUUUACAUUGAAGGAAAACAGCCAGGGGACCUAAAUGUCUAAAAUCUUUUUGAAUAGAGGGACCUUUCUUAGAGAGCUUGUUCUUACAGACUAAAAGAGUGUUCAUGUUGUUACAUUAUUGGUGAAGGUUAUGUUUCCUGGGUGAAAGUGAGCAGUCUUUUUCUUCCAGUUGCUGUUUGUGGUAAGUGGAAGUGGAGUCAUGUUCCAUGAUACGGACAUUAAGUGUUUCUUUAGAAGUCAUGUGGUCAUGUGUUGGCCACAGCUUGAAGAUGUAUCUGCCUAGACUUUCUGCUUACUGAUUUUAUGUGGGCAAAAUUACAUACCUAGGGAGAGAAAACUCAAGCAGGAAAAUAGCCCUUCUCCUUCGUGAUUUUUGCCCAUGGCAGUGGGGCUGGAACUAGAUCUUCAAGCUCCCUUCCAACCCAAACCAGUCUGUGAUUCUAUGAUUUGCAUUUGUAGGCAAGUCCUUAUAGCAAACUGAGUGAUCCCUCAGUGGCAGGACUGUUAAUUUCUUGUGACCUCUACAAAGUCCUUUCUGCCCCUCUGCCUUUUAGUUUGUUGCUCUGUGAUUUCCCUGUUGUUUCUGAAUCGCCUGCAGGCUCUAGAAUCCUUGUGGUAACCCUUUUUCCUACCAAAUUUGACCUCUGUUGAAGAAUUAGACUUUUGCCUUCUUCCAAGUUUUGCUGUGUGGGACUGUAUUGCUGCAUAUUGAAGGCUGAAAGAAAAUGAGUGCAUCCUGCAAGUUGCUAACAGAGAGCUGACUAGGCAGCCCAUCAUUCUGUUGAUGUCCAUCAGCGUAUUAGGUGUUUCUGCUUGGAUGAGAGACUACCUGAAUAAUGUUCUCACUUUAACUGCAGAAACAAGGGUGGAGGAGGCUGUCAUUUUGACUUACUUUCCUGUGGUCCACCCGGUCAUGAUUGCAGUCUGCUGUUUCCUCAUCAUGGUUGGAAUGCUGGGCUACUGUGGAACAGUGAAAAGUAAUCUGUUGCUCCUUGUUUGGUACUUUGGAAGCUUGCUUGUAAUAUUCUGUGUUGAACUGGCCUGUGGUGUUUGGACCUACGAGCAGGAAAUAACGGUUCCGGUGCAAUGGUCUGAUAUGAUCACACUGAAAGCCAGGAUGACCAAUUAUGGCCUACCUAGGUACCAGUGGCUGACCCAUGCUUGGAAUUUCUUCCAGAGGGAGUUUAAAUGUUGUGGGGUGGUGUACUUCACAGACUGGCUGGAAAUGACGGAGAUGGACUGGCCGCCUGACUCCUGUUGUGUCAGAGAGUUCCCAGGAUGCUCUAAGCAGGCACAUCAUGAGGAUCUCAGUGACCUUUAUCAGGAGGGAUGUGGUAAAAAAAUGUACACUUUUUUGAGGGGAACAAAGCAAUUGCAAGUGCUGAGAUUUCUAGGAAUCUCUAUUGGAGUAACACAGAUCUUGGCUAUGAUCCUCACGAUUACUUUGCUGUGGGCUCUGUACUAUGACAGAAGGGAUCCUGGAACACAUCAGAUCAUGGCCCUGAAGAGUGAUACCUCGCAGCAGCUGUCAUGUAAUUCUGUGGAGCUACUGACACCAAGCCUGACAAGGAUCUUUGAACAUACAUCCAUGGCAAACAGCUUUAAUACACAGUUCGAAAUGGAAGAGCUAUAGGUGAUGCAAUGAAUCUGUGAAGUCACAAAGUGUUUUAAUUGGGUUUUCUUGUUGUUACUUUGUUCCAUCAAGUAUGCCAGAUAUACCAGUCUUCAUGUGAAUCAGAAACAGCUGAUGAAUGGAAGUGAAGGAGGCCAGCAAAGAAAGGAUAACCCAGUCAGCCUCUUAGCCAUAGUCUCAGCCAUGAAGUAGAGUUGAAUGUGUUUGUUUUUUAAAAGGCACUCAUUCACUGGGCACAGUAAUGCUUAACUUAUUUUCACAAGCUGUGUGAUGUGUAAAACACUGAUUCACUCACAGGCAGAAAACCUCUAAGGAAGCAUCACAGCAAAGGAAGAGAAAUACUCAUCUUCAGAAGAAAUGACUGUUCUUUAGACUAACAAAAUGUGACUUCAGUUGAAAUUGACUUUUACAUUUUUAAUAAGCCAUUUUGAAAUGUCUUAAUCAGGGAUCUAUGUAUAUGUAAUUGUGUGGUUUUGUGCUGCGUGCAUGGGAAGCAGAACUGCAAGUCAAUACUUGGAUUUAAAAAUUCGCAAGAUUUGUAAAAAAGGGCAAGAUUUUCU